AUGCUGAAGGUUGCGCCAUUGCGGUUGGGCCUCCUGAAACAUACAGGCCCGUCGCUAUAUAAAAGGACUUUUGUGUCUCCCAUAUGGAGGUUCCGUGCAGGUAGUCAUCUGAACGUGAAUCGUGUACGCACACCUUUGCAUUUCGUAAAGAGGAGCCCAUUGAUACCCAGAAGGGUGUUGUAUUCUACAGAUGUAACACCGAAGGAACCGGAAAAGCAACCUGCCGUUGUUGUCCACCCUAAGCCAGAGGACGAGGGAACGUACAAGGACAUAUGGAGGUUGUUUCUACUGGUGAAGUCCGAUUGGAAGCUGCUCAUGAGCGCACUCACACUUUUAACAGUAUCUUGUGGGAUUGGUAUGUGUAUACCAAAGGUCAUAGGGACAGUGCUGGACUCGCUGAAGGAUAUUCAGGGCAAAGAGUUUUCUGAAUUGAUGAUCUGGGAUAUGUCCCUCAAACACUUCUUCUACGGGCUGUCUGGACUAUUAUUGCUAGGGUGUGGUGCAAAUUACGUCCGUGUUAUCUUACUCAGGAUCCUGAGUGAAAACUUAGUCGCCAAACUACGUGCAAACGUUAUCAAGCAUAUCAUUCAUCAAGAUGCCCAGUUUUUCGACACUUACAAAGUGGGGGAUUUGAUCUCUAGAGUCGGGAACGAUGCGUUCAUUGUAUCGCGGUCUAUCACACAGAAAAUAUCAGACGGUGUCAAAGCUGUCUUCAUAGGAUCAGCAGGUGUGGGUAUGAUGCUGUCGAUAUCGAUACCACUCUCGUGCUCCAUUCUGAUUCUAAUGGGGUCCCCGCUUUUGCUAAGUGCUAAAGUGUUUGGGAAACAGAUCAGAGAUAACUCGAAAAAGUUACAAGAGGUCACAGCGAACCUGACCAGAGUGUCUGAAGAACAAUUUAACGGGAUCAAGACUAUCCAAAGUUUUGUGGCAGAACAAUCUGAAAUGCACAAGUUCAACGGUUCCAUCAGAAAGAUAUUCGCGGUCGGGAAAGAGGCUGCAUUCAUCAACGCCAAAUUUUUUACAACUGCAUCGAUAAUUGGUGAUCUGAGUUUCCUUGUCGUACUCAGUUACGGCUCGUGGCUCGUAUUCCAGCAACAACUGUCUGUGGGUGAUCUAACUGCAUUCAUGCUCUAUACAGAGUAUACUGGGAACGCGAUAUUCAACCUGUCUGGGUUCUUUUCAGAGAUCAUGCAAGGUGCAGGGGCCGCGUCCCGUAUUUUUGAGUUGACCGACUUGAAACCAAGGAUCAACCCAACGAGGGGUUCAAAAUUCAUACCUGCCAAGGGUGGAGAAAUUGAGUUCAAAAAUGUUUCAUUCAACUAUCCAACAAGGCCUACGGUCCCCAUUUUCAGGAACUUAAACUUCAAGAUUGAACAAGGUUCCAACGUCUGCAUUGUCGGGCCGUCCGGUAAGGGUAAGUCCACUAUUGCGUGGUUGCUGCUCCACUACUACAACCCAUCACAGGGCCAGAUCCUUAUUGAUGGACAAGAUAUAAGCGCAUUGAGUACGAAGUCUUUGCGGAGACAUAUUGGGAUCGUUCAGCAGGAGCCUAUUCUAAUGUCAGGAACUAUUAGGGAUAACAUCACAUAUGGGCUCACAUACACCCCGACAAAGGAGGAGAUCAGAUCGGUAGCAAAGCAAUGUUUCUGUCACAACUUCAUCACCAGAUUCCCAGAUACAUAUGACACAGCAAUAGGACCGCACGGUACGCUACUAAGUGGUGGACAGAAGCAAAGGAUUGCUAUCGCAAGAGCUCUGAUCAAAAAACCCACAGUGCUGAUAUUGGACGAGGCGACCUCGGCGCUCGAUGUUGAGAGUGAAGGUGCCAUUAACUAUACUUUCGGGCAACUGAUGAAGAGUAAAUCGAUGACUAUUGUAAGCAUUGCCCAUAGACUAAGUACGAUCAGGAGGUCAGAAAACGUGAUUGUGCUCGGUAAUGAUGGGAGCGUUGUCGAACAAGGUAAAUUCAAGGAACUGUUUGCCAAUCCAGCCAGUGAGCUAUCCAAGCUUUUGAGAGAGAAGUCCUCAGGGAAUAACGCUGCCCCUGAAAUUCAACCUCAGGAAAUAUCACAGACUAUAGAGGAGGACCCGUCAUUUUCUGGUGAGGCAACACCAGCCUCUUCUGUGACGGGUUUCAAAGCCGAAACGGAGGCUGAAACCAUUAAUGAAGUAUUGAAGGACAUAUCGACAGAGGGCAAACCACUGAAAAUCCCACAAAAUGAGUGA
Huiozyma naganishii CBS 8797 is the source of this 2226-nucleotide messenger RNA. It is a transcript of the gene MDL2, whose product is annotated as ATP-binding cassette permease MDL2. Lineage: Eukaryota; Fungi; Ascomycota; Saccharomycetes; Saccharomycetales; Saccharomycetaceae. Gene Ontology annotation, biological process: transmembrane transport. Gene Ontology annotation, cellular component: membrane. The transcript has a single exon. The coding region runs from base 1 to 2226 and encodes 741 amino acids. Gene Ontology annotation, molecular function: ATP binding; ABC-type oligopeptide transporter activity; ATP hydrolysis activity. The record is from RefSeq and is a predicted model, not a curated record.